Molecule: messenger RNA, 2908 nt
Organism: Gryllus bimaculatus (two-spotted cricket)
Lineage: Eukaryota; Metazoa; Arthropoda; Insecta; Orthoptera; Gryllidae
Source: the annotation of a GenBank genome assembly
AUGGUGUUUGGACGCGGGCAUUUUACGCCCGCCGUCGUGCCUUAUGUGCAUGAUAUCAUUUUAUUGUCCAAUGCGUUCUCCAGGGUACUACGAAAUCAAAAGGCUAUCAUCUACCUGAAGAUCAAGUACGCCUCUGUGAUCGACAAUUUCAAGCCGCCCAACAUGACCAUGCUGCCAAAGCUGGACGAGCCGGCCGACUCAUCGCAGUGGCCUCCUGCGUGCCUUCAGGAUAUGAAGGAUCUAGAGCGCACGCACUCCUUCUUCAAAAAUCACGACCGCAUGCAAGAUAUCCUUGCAAAAACUGAACGGGAUUGCCUGUACCUCAACAUCUUCACGCCAGACGGAAAUGCACCAGAUCCAGGUUGGCCUGUAAUGGUUUGGAUACAUCCUGGUGAAUUUAUUAGUGGUGCUAUAUCUUUGUGGGAUGGUUCAACUCUUGCAGCUAAAAAUAAGGUUAUUGUUGUCACUGUGGCAUAUCGUUUAAACAUGCAUGGAUUUUGGACAGACGGAACUUGGAAAUUUCCAGGAAAUAUUGGAUUAAUGGAUCAAGUAGCUGCAUUACACUGGAUUAAAGAAAAGAUACAUCUCUUUAAAGGCUCACCUAAGGACAUUUGUCUAUUUGGGCAUGAUGCUGGAGCAAUUAGUAUUGGAUUGCAUAUGAUGUCUGGUUCCCCAUCUACUGGUAUGUUUUCUAGAGCCAUAGCUAUGAGUGGAAAUGCCUUUGUCCCGGGAGUUGUCAAGCCUUGGAAAGCCUAUGAAGAUUCCAAACAUCUAGUAGAUGCAAAUGUUAAAGACCGAUGCAUUAACAUUGACACUGGUAGCUGUUUGUCGGAUAGUGAACAAAUCCAUAGAUAUUCUGCUGGAAUCUGGGGACCAGUAAUUAACCAGGAUUACAAUGACUUCAUGAAAUUUGAUCCCAAAAAUGUAUUUAUUAUUGGGGAUUUGAGUAUGCCCUUGGACGGUCGUUUCCAAAAGGUUGAUCUAAUGAUUGGUUACACUCAAAUGGAGGAUAUUCUUUCAGUAAUAGAUAAUUAUGAUGUUGAGAAAGGUGUCCCAGAGUCUUCAUUAAAUAAUGUAAUAGAAGCAAUUGUAAAUCAUGAUGUAAGUAAUGUAGACAAUGAAACAGACAGCUGCACUCCCAGUUUUGAUCACUUAAAGAAAGCUAUUGAGUUUUACUAUAAACCUACUCCUCUGUCUACUGAGAAGAUGUAUUAUGAAAAAUUGGUAAACUUAGUAACAGAACAAAAAUAUGGAUCUGGCACAUACAGGCAAGCAAUGGAAGUUGCUGGUACAGGUGCUUCAGUAUUUGUGUAUCGAUUUGACUAUAAACUUAAAACAAAAAUUCCUAAUGAUGCAGAUUUAAGUUCAGACUCUCUAACAGUACCUCAUUUUUAUGAUUUACCCUUUGUUUGGGGUAUGCCCUAUUAUCAGUCAUGGUCAAAAAUAUCAGCUUGGAACAAUGUUGAUAGAAAACACACAGAUACAGUAAUGCAACUAUGGACUAACUUUGCAAGAUCUUCAAACCCUGCGCAGGGAGCAGGUACUGUGAAAUGGGAAAAGUUUGAUGAAAAUUCACCUGGUAUAAUGCUUCUUGAUCGUAAUCCUAAUAUGACUGAUCCUCUCAACCCACAAGGGGUAGAUUAUAAAUCAUUUGUAUUUUGGAAUACAUAUUAUCCAACUGUUAAGGCUGCUCCAAUUAAUUGCUGCAAUAUGACAGCUGGUGGGUUACAACUACAGUAUGAGUCUGUCACAGUAGCAAUGUGGACUUUUUUCGUAGGAGCUCAAUAUGUCAUAUUAAACUAGAUAUCAAAUUUUGAUGCAAACAAUAAAACUUAUAUUAUUUUGAAAACUUCUGAAAAAGUGAAAUAUUAAAUAAAAAAUAAAAAUAUCAACAUGUGUCUACCAAAUUCUUAUUUUCUUAUUCUGGGAAAAUUAAAAUUUUUGGGACAAAUUCUGAACUACUAAUGCCUGUGAUUAAUAAAAAGCAAAUUGUUUUCUUACCAUAAUAAAAGAAUUGAUUUCAUUCAUUAGAGAAAAUGGUAUUGGAAGAUAUACUUUACUAUAUGUAUUUUAUUGAAAGUCAGCGUGGAAGAAUCAAACUACCACAAAAUGGGAAUAUGCCUUUGUUAAAAAAAUAUAUUUCAAUACACAUAAGACAUGGACUCGAUUUGUGAUCUGGCAAUAUGAAGUUCAAAGGCUCACAAACCCAAAUAAAAAGUUAUACUUUUGCUCCAAUGUGAAUUAGUUCUUCUUGUCACACAGAAAGGAAUGAGAUUAAGCAUAGGAAUGAGAUCUUGCAUUUAUUUCUAAGGUUUUUGCAACAAUUCCCAUGUACAAUAUAAAUUGCAUGAUUUUCAACCCAUAGUGAUGGAAAAGGCAAGAUCAGGUGAGGUAUUCGGGUGUAAAUAAUGGAAGGUUUCAUAAGAAAUACAUUGUAAGACCACUAUUUACAUAAAACGAGCUGCACAUGCCAUAAUGUAUAAGUGAAUUACCAUUGCAAUUUGUUGUCUGUUCUUGAAACAUGUCAGACAUAGAGCAACUCUUUUAUAAAACAUACAAUCUGGUUUUCACUUAAAAUGUCAAAUGUGAUUAUUUAUGCUCUAAUAUUUGAAAUUAAGUAACAUGAUCCACACUCACUUCAGUACGACACUGAUAUAACAUAAAUAUUUAAGAUGUUUUAUAUAAAAUAUAAUUUCUCAAUAUCAAAUAUUUUUGGAAUUAAAAUCAGAUAAUUUCUUAGUCUCAUACUUGGAAAGUGAUUGACAAACUAGGAACAUCAUUCACAAAUUACCUCUGCACAAGUAAAAUGUGCUUGGUACAUUUUAUUUCCCUAAAUUUUUUGUUAUAGAAAACACUUUUAAGUUUGCUUUUUUAAUCUUUUCAAAUAACAAGGAAAUCAGAUAAUAAC